Messenger RNA from Cannabis sativa, 2879 nucleotides. RefSeq lists its product as uncharacterized. The transcript is spliced from 11 exons. Bases 220 to 2640 code for a protein of 806 amino acids. The record is from RefSeq and is a predicted model, not a curated record. Lineage: Eukaryota; Viridiplantae; Streptophyta; Magnoliopsida; Rosales; Cannabaceae. Gene Ontology annotation, biological process: proteolysis. Gene Ontology annotation, molecular function: cysteine-type peptidase activity.
UUUAUAUAGUGUAUUUGUUGAAAUAUGUAGUCCUUAUUGUUUAAAUUUGUUUAUCUUUAAUUUGGUUAGGUUCAUCAUACAUGGCUGGGAAACGCAAAAGGAAAGGGGGAAAUGAACCCGUAAAGAAGGAUGUCACCCCCGAGCCGAACGAUAAUGCGGUUGCUUGGAGAAAUUUCUUGUAAGUUUUGAAUGAUGGAUAGUUGUUUACUCGUGUGAUUGAUGUUUAACAUUUAUUUUAUUAUAUAUUUGAUUGAAAUUAUGUCCAUAUGUAGCAAUGCGAACUACAAAGCCCUUCGAGCAGCUGAGAAGGGAUUAACUGAGAAAGAGGCUACCGACAAAUUAAAAGUGCAAUAUAAAGGUUUCACCGACGAGGAGAAGUCUGAGUGGAGAAGCUAUGACCCUAACCCUAAUCCCGCUAAGAAGGCGGUGCAAACAAGGGGGAGGAAACCAAAGGCAGCUGAUGCCAAGGGGAAGAAAGUGGAGGUGGAUGAGGAAGAGGGUGCUCCUGAAAGUGAAGAAGCAUCUGUGUACGGUCGAUGCUCCUUCAACCGUUUAAUGAGGAUUUGCAAGAACCUGAACCUGGAGCAGAAAGAUGUGAUCCAAAAUGCUGGAUUUGGAUCAUUCAUCAGAGAGGAUGCACCAUACGUUGACACCCGACUAGUGAGUUGGUUAAUCAAACAUGUUGACCCAACCACUAGCAUACUGGAUUUGUAUGGGAGGAAAAUUCACUUAUCUGCCGUGAUGUUCGGAGAUGUUAUGGGGGUGGACGACGGAGGGGAUCUUGUAGUCACCGAGGGUGAUAGUGACACUCGAUAUCUGGAGGAGAUAUUGAACGUUGUCGAGUACACCGUGUCCUUGACAAUGUUGGAGAAAUCUUUGUUGGAGUGCGUUGAGGCAGACAGCCUAUUUCUGAUUAAAUUUUCUUUGGUGGUCAUAGGGACAGUCCUUGCGCCGAAAACGGGGGUCGAUAUCACUUCGGGGUACUUGCACUCCCUUAGGGUUACCAGGGACAUUCGCCACAAGAACUGGGCGACUGCGGGGUUCAGGUAUCUGAUGAACUCAAUUUUCAGAUUCCGAAAUAAGGCGACGAAGAAUGUAUCUGGCUGCACCUUAUUCCUCCAGUUGGUGUACUUGACUCACGUGGAGUGGAACUUUGGAUAUGUCGACCGAACAGUGCUCCCUAUUGAUUUUUGGGGUAGUAAACAAUGUAAGUCCGCUUACAAAUUUGUGAAAGACAAUGGGGGUCCCAACAGCGACAAGAUAACGCUCACUUCGAAUCCCGUAAUACUGCCCAACUACUACUCCGACUCGGAAGGAAGAAAGAGCAGUGACCACUUUGUCAGCUCUAUCAACGAGUUGAAGGAGUACUUCUCCAAUGAGUUAAAGUCUCAGUUGAGAUCAUUUUCUUUGAAAUUUAUGGACAAAGGAGAAGGUGUAGGUGGUAUUGACCGAGAGUUGGAGGAGGAUGCUGCUGCGGAAACGGGGAAGAAGGCGGAGUGCGCCGAUGAAGGUGCUGCACAUAAGACCUUCGACGAUGAGGACUUUGAUAUAGUCGAAGUGGCAUCUUUCUGGAAUAAAGGCAAAGCCCUCGUCAAAUCAAAGAAGACACAGUCGGAGAAUGUGCCUUUAAUUGAGGAUGACUUCAACGAUAAGGCGUACGAGCAAUUCAUUGAGUCGGGCAGAACUGUUGUCGGGCCUUUCAAGACGAAGGAAGCGAUCCCCCGUAACCAAUAUGGGUUUUACAAGUUUAUUUUUAGCAACACGUUAGAUCCGGGAUAUGUGCUUGCGAAAUUUCGAAAGUUUGAAGUGGAUAGGAGGUGCAUGGCAUCGUUGCGACCGUUGCGAGAAGUUGAGGGAUCCAUCAUUGACUGUUUUUCUAUACUAAUGAACAAGUACGAACGUGAUAGUCGAUUACCUGACCAACCUCGUGUUUGGUACAUGCCCACUCGCAUCUCGCAAAAAACUCUCGGUUCGUUUAAUGUGAAGAGGAUUGCGAAAGACCGGGAGUGGUCAAAACUGUUUUACGAAGACAACUUGGAAAAAUGCGUCAAGAUGUUUGUGCCGGUGUUGACUCUAGAAGGUGCACCACAUUGGUUUGGUGCCGAAGUAAAUAUGAAGUCCAAGGUUGUCUCAUUUAUGGACUCCCUACACACCGCAAUGAAUGAGAAGUAUCGUGUGGAGGCUACGAAAGAAAUGUUGUCGACGUUGGACCUUUUGUUUGAGGAGAAUAGGUCGAAGAAUGUGACUUUCGUGGAUUUCAGAAUUGACAGGAAAGAUCGCGGGCUUCCUCAACAAGACAAUGACCGAGAUUGCGGUGUAUACGUCAUGAAGUACAUGGACGCUGUGGCCAAUGAGGAAGAAGUAGUUGAUGAGUUUCACCCGGUUGAGGCACGUUUGGAAAUCGCUGCGAGGAUCAUAACUGAUGAACAAAAUGAAAUUCGUACCAAAGUGGUUGAAGAUCGUAGGGCUGCACAAGGCAGCUCAUUUGCAUCAUCCUCGGCCCCUUUGCGUAGUCCGUCAAAGUCUCCACGCGAUCCUCGGUUCAGUACAGCGAAGUCUCGCAAUGCAAACAUGUUUCCCCCGUCAAGAGCCUCCCCUAGGCUUCAGUCUACCAAGACUAAGAUUUCAUAUGGUGAAUAGUGUGUGAAAAACACUUGUGUUAUUAAUAGGUUGUGUUAUUAAUAGGUUGUGUUAUUAGUGUGUUGUGUAGUUUGGAUUUGGGAGCAUAGGUUGUGUUAUUUGUGUGUUGUUUAGUUUGGAUUUGGGAGCAUUUGGAUUUAGACAUCUGUUUUUAUUAGUUCACGUUUGGAACUGGUUAUUAUGUUCACAGACUUGUGUUUAUUUUAGUUUUGACAAUAUAUUAAACCAUACUUAGCAAA